AUGGAUCCUCGUACUAUCUUGGACGCCACUGCCUCUUCCUUUACGAAUUCGGACGAAGAGCAAAAAGCCGGCUUGCUUAGCGCUGGCGCCAUGACGGGGCGCGGCGGGCGCUGUGGCAAGGGCGCGAAGAAAGGGCGGCGGUCGCAGCGGAGCGCGGCGGCGGAGGCGAAGCUGCACUGCGACGAGGCGCUGGGCCACGUCAAGGCCGGCAACUACGCCAAGGCCCUGCGCUGCUACCACUCGGCGCUGGAGCUGAGCCCGCGCGACCGCAACGCGCUGGUGGCGCGCGCGCGCUGCUACCUGCUGCUGGGGCAGCCGCAGCUGGCGCUGCAGGACGCGGAGACGGCGCUGCGCCCCGACAAGACCUUCAUCAAGGCCAUCUUCCAGAAGGCGGAGGCGCUGUACCACCUGGGCGACUUCGAGCACAGCCUGGUGUUCUACCACCGCGGGCUGCGCCUGCGCCCCGAGCUCGAGGGCUUCCGGCUGGGCGCGCAGAAGGCGCAGGAGGCCAUCGAGAACACCAUCGGAGGCAAGACGUUCCCGGGUCUGCCGGCUGAGCACUAUCUGCUGCCCCUGGGGGAGCGCGCGGGGGCGCAGAGCGCAGCCAGCUCGACCGCCCCCGCCCCCGCCCCGGCGCUGCCCAGCCCCGGGGGCUCGUCCUCGGCGGCGGGCACUGGCACUGGCACUGGGGCGGGGGCGGGGCCGGGGACGGCGGGCGGCAGCGCGUCCAGCGGCGCGCGCACGCUGUCGGAGGCGGCGCGCGAGCGGCGGCAGGCGCGCCACCUGCUGGGGGAGCUGUGCGUCGACAAGGACUACUUGGAGCAGCUGCUGCGACACCCAGACAUCAAGUGCCUGCACCAGGAGAAGGCCGACCACAUCGCGGCGCACGCGCGGGACGGCGUGGCGUUCCUCGCCAGCCGCCAGGAGUUCUGGCGCCAGCAGAAGUCCAGCGCUCCCAGCGGCUCAGCCAAGGGCGCGCGGCAACAGCGCAACGGCGCGCGAUGACGCUGCCCGCAACUCUGGCCUGCUCGACGCGGACGUUGGUGCGAACACUGCGGGUAGAAAAUUUAGUCGGCCCGAGGUCAGCGGUCGCGCUCCGUGGCCGCGACAGCAUUUCUCCUCCCGAAACCGCGGCGACCCUUUGCAACCAGCUACAAUAUUCUACAGAGAGUGGCUGAAGUACCUCCAGUUUUGCGGUGAAUUGAAGCCAUGUUUUUUGCAGUCAAAGCAGCGCUCUCCGGAGAAACAGAGUAUUGUAUAAUUUCGUUUGGCGCUGGUUAAGGCCGGGUGGGCGUGUGCCGCGCGUUAUGUAAAACCUCAUAUUACAUGAUCUCACGACCAAAAACCAUCGUUUAAAAACGGAAUCAUAAUAUGUAAGGAUAGAGAACUGAGAAACGUUAAAAAACACGUUGCGUCUUUCAUAGGUAACUUCAUAACAAUGGAAGCUGUUGAAAUGUUGGUGUAGUUAGUACAACAUCUGAAAGUGAAUGUUAUUCCAAUAAGAAGCCAAGCAAACAGAUCACAAAUACGGAGGAAAAGUUUUUAAAAAAAUGAUAUAUUUGUGGUUUGAUGGCUUCCAUUUUUAUAUAUGCCGAACAUAGUGAAGGCAGGUGAAUAUUAUUAUUCUAACCUCUAAUAUAGUUGAAAUACAGAUAUAAGAAAACAUAACGAUAUAGAAAUAAGAUCUGACACAAACGACAUGUUCAUUCACUACAACAGUUCUAUACGCCGCCAUCAGGCACCUCUCAUGUUCUGACUGCAAGAAUCAUGGCGGCCGCUAGUUCGUCGAGCGUCCACUAAGAGCGCUGAAACCAUAGGUCCAGCCACUCUAUGUACUCGUAGUGUAUUAUUCUACCUCUUUGACCUUUUGCGAUUUAGUGCUCAAGCGCCAUCUUUGCACGCCGCGCGCCCCCACGAGAAGGCAGUUGAGGCCUUCCGCCUCCGGUUCUCGGAGAUCGGACGAUUUCCAUCGUUGCACAGAAAACUGGAUACGGCGGACGAUGCGAGUGGCGAGUAAGUGAUGAGGCCCAGAGGUGUGUCUACGGUAUGGCAACCAUGGCACGUGCCAUGGGCGUCACUCACAGGGGGCGCUAUUUAUAGCAUACUACCUAAAACACCUCUAAUUCGAAGUAUCCUGACAGGGACGCAGAUUCUAUGCUUUCUUUGGACGCCUGAAUAUCUAGAUUGCGCCUCUGAUAAGACUGUCUUAAAGAUGACGUUAAAGCCGCCCUAAUUUUCUACCAGUACUAUUUAAGAGAAAAGCACCAUAGUUGUACGGAAUAGAAAACGACCAUGGUUCUUGAAGCGCAGGGAAGCUCAGUUCUCAACGUAAUAUCCGGACGUGGAGAAGUUCUCUUCUGAAGGGGCUAUGAAACAAACCUCUUGAUUGGACCUGUGAUCGUGACACGACUGUCAUGAACCGGAACAAGUGGCGACAUCGCGUUGAACGGCGGAUAGGGAAGCUGCGAGGCGCCAGCCUUUGCGAAUGGAAGGGCUGAAGAUGCCACUCAAACGUUAAGUGUAAGAAAAGUGGAUUUUUCCUAUGCGGCUCGGUUAUAGCGUAAUAUCGUCGUAAAGACUAAGAACUCUUCCGGCUCUAGCGAGAGCGCUGUAUACCACUUUGAAGUUACUUCGCAUUAGCGUUAAACAGACCUUAUAACUAACCAUACCUCGGAAUUUUAAGGAGAAAAGUAACGUUGUAGGCUCUUACAAUAGGUUUCGAAACGAUUAAGCCAAGCAUUUAACAAACAUUAGACAUGAUAAGCUAUUUUUCUGACAUCUACAAUUGAUGACAAUAGGAUUAAAUUAAGCACUUUCUAUUAUUUAGAAUCAAAUAUUUUCACAUUUGUAAGUGACAAGCAUAUUAUUUUGUUCUCUUUCAUUUAUUUUUAUUAAUUCAUAUGCUCGUUUCAUCCUCAACCUGUCAACGGCGUAGCUGCAAGCGUGCAAUUGUCUUGAUGCUUAUCGGAGACGAGGGUAAAACAUCCUUUUCGUAUUGACUAAUGGAGCUCGUUACGUUCGGUCUGCUGGGUGAAAAAUUUCGGGGCUUAUUCGAUGGCCUAUUUUAUCAGGGAGUAUUCAGGAGUUUUCGGUAAAGUCGGGAGAGUAUUUGCGUUUCCGUGUAACAAAUUUUUUAAAAAUUAGUUAUCCUGUGAUAAUGCUUCAAAACUACUUGUUUUAGACAGGCGUAGACAAUAAAAUAUGAAAAAUAUCAUCAACCGUCCUUUUUAGGUCAUUUUAAGCACUAUUAGAUACAUUCGGUAGAUCUAUUUUUUAAUGAUUCGUAAGCUUCAGCAAUUAUUUUCCACAACAUCCUAAAGGAACUAAAUAGGCAUUUCUUAAAAUCCGAGGUCUACUUAUAGCGGAUUUUUUUAUGAAACUAAUAAGUCCUCCAUUUCCACUACUUUUCCAAAUUCUCUCGAAGUGCGAUCAAUAGAUUUGUUAUUGGUACUUCCUAUUGAUUCUCAAAAUAAUUCUGCACGCCACUAACUUCGUUCUAGUUCUCUAUUUUUGAAAUAUCCGUUUGUUUGCGUAGUAUGUCGCCAGACACGCGAAACAUAAGCUUUGGCAUUUGUCACAUUUGUGGUGUCGCUUCAAGAGAUAAUUUUAUUGCAACAUAAAAAGAGUAGAAGUGAAAGGAUGUGAAAAGUGUCAAAGGUCAAAAUCACAGAAACAAAACAUUGAGUUGUUUUUAUAAAUGUGCAAAUGAAAAACUAUGUUAAGCUUUUUGCUAUAUUGCCCUAUCAUAAUUAGAAUUCAGUAACAACUCAAUUUUUAGCAAGAAGAUUUAAGGUUAAGCCAUGACAAUUUAUUCUUCAAAUUUACCUAGAAUUAAUCUCGCACAUCUCAAUUGAGCGUAUUUAUUAUCCAAAUUUGGGGUAUCGUAAUGUUAUUCCAUAUUAUAUGGUGUUAUGUACAUUGUUAAAAAUUCCUUAUCUUCUCAGAAGGUUUGGUGAAUCAUCUGAUUCGGGGACGAAUUAAUUAGUUAGUGAUUUAAAAUAUAUUGUUUAUUAGAAGUCUACCUUCUACAGAUUUGUAUGCUUUCCAUCUAUUAUUUUGUUACAAAUUACAUUUGACAGUAUGUCAUAUUCAUUACAACAUGAACCAAAGUGUACAAAAAUAUUAGUGUAUUUACACAUUUCCUUUUGUGUUCUGAAUUUUUGUGUGGUUUUAAUUUUUUGUUUUAACACCUUGUGAGUUUACAAUAGAAGUAAAACUGCAAUUAUUUGAACAUUCAAGAAUAAUAUUUAGAACUAUUACUAUUUUUGCUAUUAAAUCUACAUUUUCAAUGUGUUCGAGGUAUAUGAAUGUUUUGUUGUAGUUCGAAUAGGAACAUUCAUUGAGAAUACUUUAUGGUUGUUAUAAAUCUAGAAGGAAAAGGUUUGAACAUAUGUUACCCAAAUAAGCUUCAAAUUUUAUAAGUAGAGAUUAAUACAAUUCAUGUAGUUGUUUUACAAAUGUUAAUGUUAAUACAAUUAUAUAUCUAAUAUCUGAGUGCAAUAUUUUGAAUAGAUCAUUUUCACAAACGCAUUGAUUAACAACUUUCAGUAAAGUAUAUUUUAUUAGGUAGAGUACAUGUUAAUCAAUGUAACUAAAGUGAAUUGAAUUAUAAUUUUGUUGUGUAAUUAUGAUUGUUAUCAAUUUAUGAACAGAAAACAAAUAAAUUUUCUUC
Messenger RNA from Gryllus bimaculatus (two-spotted cricket), 4672 nucleotides. Lineage: Eukaryota; Metazoa; Arthropoda; Insecta; Orthoptera; Gryllidae. The record is from the annotation of a GenBank genome assembly.